Messenger RNA from Topomyia yanbarensis, 1800 nucleotides. RefSeq names its product cytochrome P450 4d2-like. The record is from RefSeq and is a predicted model, not a curated record. Lineage: Eukaryota; Metazoa; Arthropoda; Insecta; Diptera; Culicidae. Bases 129 to 1688 code for a protein of 519 amino acids. The transcript is spliced from 2 exons. Gene Ontology annotation, molecular function: oxidoreductase activity, acting on paired donors, with incorporation or reduction of molecular oxygen; monooxygenase activity; iron ion binding.
UAGUUCCAGUCAGAUCUUGCUACAGUGCGGUUGAUUUUUGGUGUUUUGCCUAAAUCAUUAGUAGCAGUUGUAUCUAGUAUUUCAUUAAUCUAAUCAAGAAGACUUAAUAGAAGAAAAGAAGCGUCAAAAUGAUCCUGCUGUUACUGCUUGCCCUAUUUUUAAUCUCGCUCACCUGGCUCAUUACGACGGUGUUUACCAAUAUCCGAUUGGCACGCGAACUUCAGCGUAAGUUGCCCAACUUUCGAAGCACUCCCGCCCUGCCGAUACUGGGCAGCACAGUGCUGUUCCGGUCGGAUACUUCACCUGCCGGACUGUUUGAAACCUUCACCGGGUUUCAUCGACGCUUUGGCAAUGAUUUGAUCGCUCAAAGUUUUCUCAAUCAACCUAGCCUGCAGGUCACCAGUGCAACGGUGGUGGAGCAAAUAAUUCAUGCGAAAACGAUAAGAAAAUCCAUUAUCUACGAGUUCAUGAAGCCAUGGUUGAACGAGGGGCUGAUUACGGCGUUGGGCAAAAAGUGGGCUCAGCGUAGGAAAGUUAUCACGCCAGCGUUUCACUUUAAGAUUCUGGAGGAAUUUCUGGGUAUAUUCAACGAGCGAUCCGAGGUGUUCGUCACCAAGUUGCAGACGCAUCUGGGAAAGGGUGAUUUCAAUAUCUACGAGAAUGUCACUCUCUGUACACUGGAUAUCAUUUCGGAAUCUGCUAUGGGAGUGAAGAUAAAUGCACAGAACAACCCAGAUUCAUCCUACGUAAAAGCUGUUAAAGAAAUGUCCAAAAUCAUAUUCAUGCGGUUAUUCAGCAUGCUACGAGAGUACAGCAUCUUCUUUCACGCAUCGAAAGCAGCAAAACGUCAACAGGCUGCUCUUGCCGUGCUGCACGGGUUCACCGACUCGGUCAUUCGGGAGCGCAAAUCUCAGCUCGAGGACGAUCAAUCGCACAAGUUAGCACAGCAAAAGUUAGAUGAAACCGACAUUUACGGAAAACGUAAGAUGACACUUCUGGAAUUGUUGCUAAACGUAACUAUUGAGGGUCAUCCGUUGAGCGAUACGGAUAUUCGCGAGGAGGUCGAUACGUUCAUGUUUGCCGGUCACGAUACUACGACAUCCUGCAUCAGUUUCUGUGCAUACCAUAUCACUCGGAAUCCAGCGGUUCAGGAUCGUUUAGUUUCCGAGAUGGAACAGAUAAUCGGGAAGGACUUCCGAAUGGCAGAGUUGACGUACAGCAUGCUGCAGGAGCUGAAGUAUUUGGAUAUGACCAUCAAAGAGGUACUUCGGAUUCAUCCGUCGGUUCCGGUUAUCGGUAGGAAAUCGGCAAGCGAUAUGAUCAUCGACGGUCAGAGCAUUCCCGCUGGUGUUGAUAUUGCCAUCCUGAUCUAUGCAAUGCACAACAACCCGGAGGUGUUUCCUGAUCCUGACAGGUUCGAUCCGGAACGGUUCAACGAAGAGAAUAGCAGCAAGCGGCAUCCGUACAGCUAUAUUCCGUUCAGUGCUGGUGCAAGAAACUGUAUCGGGCAAAAGUAUGCCAUGUUGGAGGUGAAGGCUACGUUGGUGAAACUGUUGGGAUGCUAUCGCCUGUUGCCGUGCGAUCCGCAGAACGAGGUUCGCGUUAUGUCCGACAUGACGCUACGUCCGGUGGAUGGGAUUUUCGUUAAAAUUGAAGCGCGGGGAGCGCUAAGCUUUCUCUCAGAGUGAGCUGAAAAUUGUAUUUAAAUUUUUUUUAUAGAAUUAUAAUUUUAUUGAAUACAGCAUAUACACUUUGAAUCAGAACAAUAAAUCGACUAUUUGGUGGAUUAUAAAAAUUGCA